AUGAAAUCAGUUGCGCUGUUUUCCAUCUUCCUGCUUCUAGUCUUUCAGCAUGAAUGUGCCACCGCACCUCCUUCUGGAACUUCGAAACUCCGCCUGAUGUUCUUUCAACCCAGCAUGCACUGUUUACUGGAAACCCGGGUAUUUGAGGUUUUCCAUUCCUUGAUGGCUGCCGUCAAAUACAGCAGAAAGCACACCGAGGGUCUCAUUAAAGAGGGUGAUGUACAACCCUUCGUAAAGUUAAUUCUGGGUUGUUCUUUGACAGAGAAACACCGAAUGCAAGAAAUUGUCCGAUUUUUGAAAUUGAUCGCGUCCGAUAUUGAAGACUUCAAAGGUUACACUGUCUACAUUGGACCACAACGGGGUAGCAUGUGUGCACUCAUCAGUGACUGGGUGGCUCAAAGUAAACUUGUGCGAGCGGCUUACGCCAGUCUCCGGCAAAUUAACUAUGCAUGUGCGACUGACGGUUUUGUCAGGUUCUACUCCAAGAUUCCUCCAAAAAGGAAUAAUACAGAUCUGCUUAAUAAUUUGGCAUCUGUGACCAUUAGCAUUCCCAGCGAAGAACUCUACAAAUCGCUAAACAUUUUCUUACGGCAACAGGGUUGGAAGAAUAUCGCAAUCCUCUAUGAGAGUAGUGAGCUAGCGUUGGAGAAUGAGGCUAUUGGCCAAACAAUUGCCUAUCUCCUUUCGAAUGCAGGGGACAUUAAACUGAAUGUUAUAUUACAGGCUAGUGUUCAGAGGGACAGCGACCCCGUACGUAUUGUCAGUGGAUUGACAGUUAACUGUCAUGCCAUUUUUCUCAUCGCACACACAAGUAUUGGAGGAUUCUUCCUGUCAAAAGUGAAGGACAUGCCAAUCUUCCAAAACGGCCAGGUUGCCAUUGUGAUAUUUGAUCCCGGCAACGUGAUCACCUAUGAUUCACUGCGUCUCUGGAAACGGGUGCUGGAAGAAGAGCCGAAUAUAGGAGCGGCUGGACAGAGCGUAUUUCUCAUGACAGGACUAUCGUCGAGCUUUGGCUUCGACAUGAAAUCAGAGGUGUUGAACUCCGUAGGUUUGCGUGGCUGA
Molecule: messenger RNA, 1062 nt
Organism: Dibothriocephalus latus
Lineage: Eukaryota; Metazoa; Platyhelminthes; Cestoda; Diphyllobothriidea; Diphyllobothriidae
Source: the annotation of a GenBank genome assembly